UAUGUUAACAUACUUGAUCAUAAUAAAACCUACAAGCGUUUUAACUUUUUAUGUUAAUUUUAACAGAUAAUUACUAAUGUUGUAAUUUUUAUUGACAACAUUUUUUUGGAUAAAUUCAUUUGGUUUUGCAUGACUAUGACGAGAUGCCCUCUCUUCAAAUGGAGGUUUGUGCAGGAUGUCAACGUCCAAUAGAGGACCGUUAUCUGCUAAAAGUUCAGAACAAUUACUGGCAUGAGACCUGUAUGAUAUGUGCAAUUUGUCGUCUGCCUUUACAAGGCUCGUGCUUCAUGAGAGAUAGUGUUUUAUACUGCCGAACAGACUACGAAAAAUUAUUCCGUGGAAAAUGUUCUGGUUGUGGCUACUGCAUAUCAGCUCAAGAACUGGUAAUGAAGGCUAAUGGAAAUGUAUAUCACAUGAACUGCUUCCGAUGUGUGGAAUGUGGCCAUAUAUUACAGAAAGGGGACCAAUAUGUGCUCAAAGAUGGACAGUUGUUUUGCCGAUUUGAUUUCGACAAAGAAUUUAGUGUUAUUUCAUAUAGUCCAAAAGUGGAAGACGAUAGCGACAGUUAUGAAGAUUUUGAUGGCGAUUUAGAUAGGGCAGCAAAACGUCCACGAACAAUACUCAAUACACAACAAAGACGAAAGUUUAAGGCAGCAUUUGAACUAAAUCCAAAACCCUGUCGGAAAGUACGAGAACAAUUAGCAUCGGAAACAGGAUUAACCGUGCGUGUUGUACAAGUGUGGUUUCAAAAUCAACGAGCAAAGGUAAAGAAAAUGUCCCGAAGAGGUUCGGACGAUUCAAUUGGAAAAGAAAGAAAACGACGUGGGCGACAUCUAGAUGACGAUAAGGAUCCAUCGUUGUAUCAAGACAUGGACGAGCAAUCUAUUCGUUUAGCAUCUGAUAACGAGGGUUCUUUAUAUUCCAAUGUGGAUCUGUCCAACAAUAUGUUUAUGGAUGUGCAAACAUCAGAAGAUUCAGCCGAGUCACCCGAACAGAAUAUUUCAGAAUCUCUCGGACCUGAUUUGAAUAAAUCGAGGUGCCCGACCAAUCAUAUUAACAAACUUUAUUCCAUGCAGAACUCGUAUUUUUGUGCAGAGUGAAGUCAGCGUUUAAACUCAUUCCGCCCUAUCAUUAGACAUUUUAUAUAAAUUAUUUAAGCAUUUUCUUGUAAAUAUGUUGAAUGUGAUAUAAUUCAAAAGUUUUGUCCUACAUACAUAUAUGUGAGGGAAAAAUAAAAAAAAUUGUGCAUAGUGAACACGGAAAAUACAACUGUGUACAAAUGACAACUUUCACGUAUACAAAAUGCAUACAUUUAAGUCAUUCAAGUGCUGUACAACAGAAUAAAAUUAGUAUAAUUAUUUUACAAUGAACAAGGUAUGUUUUACCGGAUUCAUAAAGGGUCAACUAGUCCUCUAAUGCCUUGAUAUAAAAAAGAGAAUACUGUUCACAACACAUUUAUACAAGUAUUUUCAAACAACUAUUUAUUAAAUUUUUUGACAGUGUUAUCAUCAGGAUUGCUCAAUAAUAUUCAUAACUUAAAAGUCAUUGUUAAUUUAUUUAUUCAUUAAACAUCGCAUUUUUAUUCUAUGGCAAACGGUGGUGUCAGAUUCGUAGAAAAAAAAUCUUUUCUAGUUUCUUAGCAACAUUGUAGAAAAGUUUGUUGUUAUUUUUUAAUGUAUUUCUUUUCAUACGCAUUUGGCAUAUUAUAUAAAUCUCAGAUAUCGUGUUUCAAAUGGUUACUUUAUUAAUAGUUAAAGAUUUUUUCGUUUUAAAUUGACGAAUAUCAAAAAUUUAAUUACUAUUUCACACAAUCGGUAUUAUACCCCCAAAAAAAGAAAAAAAGAAAUUUGCUAUAAUGUUUAGAUAUCUUAAUACAAAUAAAUUUCACAAUACUAGUAGUGUCUGAUCUUAAAAGUUUUCCUUCAGUCAGUUCACAUUUAUAAUUAUUUUACAUGAAACAUGAUAUCUUAAAUUUAUACAAUAUAUGUCUAUUGUUAUAGUUCAUUUGGUGCAUUAUAUUAUUUGUUAUCUUUUCACUUUUACAUAUUACAGCAACAUUGAUCUUAGAUUUGUCUUCUUCCAAUGUUAUUGUUGGUAAAAUCAUAUGAUUAUCGAACGGCAAAUAGCUUUGACUUUACUAAUGUCCCAUUCCCUAUUCCAUUGCUUAGAUUUUCGACAAUGCAGCUAUUUUGAUAACCAAAAAAGAACCGUUUGUUCUUGGAGAAGAUUUUAAUUCGUUUGAUCCACUUAAAAAAAACCAGGAUGUAACUAAAAGACUUCGGUAAACUUCGGCUCUUUUCGACAACAUUCGGAAACUGUACUUCAUAAGGUGGUAGCAGCUGUAUAUGACAAGAUAUGAACAAAAUUAAUCAUAUUGCAAUAUUUUAGGAUAUCAUUUGACAUGAUUAUCAGAAACAAUAUAGAACUGAAAUAUUUUUAAAAAAAAAGUGAAAAAAAAUUGAAUAUUAUAUCUGAUCGUUACAUGAAAUGUACUACACGCUUAUGAUGCAUUUAUUUUUUUUUUAUUAUUAUUAUUUCAUAUUUUUGAAAUAAGAUUCGUAUCUACUAGAACUGCCAAUAACCAAUGUUCAAUUCCAUAAUGUUGCAUCUUAACCUUGUGUUAGACACAUUUCUUAUAAGUUCAGCUUACUUUCACAAUAAUUGUUACUUCUUGUAACGAUUUAUAGAUUUGUAUUCAAAAGUAAAACUAUGAAUUUGGUUUUAUAAUUGUAAAUAUACAAGCUUAGUUCCAUGUUAUUUCUUACAUAUUUUGAAGUAUUUCUUUAAUCCCUGUUUUUUUUAAAGUACCCACAGUGGGUUAUUAUUAAAAGUGUAAUUUAUUUGAUCAUUAUUGCUUAAAAGUGCUUUCUGCAUAAAGACAAUAAAACAGGUGAAUUUCUUAACAUGGACAAGGCAUUUAUUUAUUUUUUACCGCAAUUUCAUUGAAAUUUGCAUUAUUUCGUUGUCGUUAACUAUAUAUAUGUGCACUGUUUUAUUUGUAAAUUUAUUAUUUAUUUAUUUUACUUCCAAAUAAAAUAUGGAGGCUA
This is a messenger RNA of Mytilus californianus (California mussel), 3047 nucleotides long. RefSeq names its product LIM homeobox transcription factor 1-beta-like. Gene Ontology annotation, molecular function: RNA polymerase II transcription regulatory region sequence-specific DNA binding; DNA-binding transcription factor activity, RNA polymerase II-specific. The transcript has 7 exons. NCBI's taxonomy places the organism in Eukaryota, Metazoa, Mollusca, Bivalvia, Mytilida, Mytilidae. Bases 144 to 1100 code for a protein of 318 amino acids. The record is from RefSeq and is a predicted model, not a curated record. Gene Ontology annotation, cellular component: nucleus. Gene Ontology annotation, biological process: neuron differentiation; regulation of transcription by RNA polymerase II.